This is a messenger RNA of Cinara cedri, 9390 nucleotides long. Lineage: Eukaryota; Metazoa; Arthropoda; Insecta; Hemiptera; Aphididae. The record is from the annotation of a GenBank genome assembly.
GUCGUUUUCGCUGUAUCGUGAGAACACCGUAGGUAACAGUAAACAAUUGAAAAUAUGCUCGGGAGUUUUUACAAUGCGAUUUUCGUUCGAUUUCGGAUAGUAUUGUUGUCGUAGCCGCGUCGAACGGUUGUUUUUGUUUUUUUUUUUUCACCGCGCGUUAAUAUUUUUAUAAAACGUAUCCGCGUAGAAGCUAUGCGGUCCGAUCGACCACGGUUUCGUAAUACCGUCGAGAACGCGUGAAUCCGCACGAGUCGAGUACAACAAUAGUAACAAUUUCGCGAGGGUCGAUUGCCGUGUAAUAUUAUACCGUCGUCGUAUAUAUAUAUAUAUAAAUAUAUUAUUGUGGAUUUAUCGAGAGUGAAAAACAGAUACCGGCGAACCGAGAUGGUGAGUACCAUUUUGGUUUAUCUCGUACGUUCAAAACGUAAUAAUAACAUUUGAUAAUCACGCGUUUGUUUCGGUUUUAAUAUUGCGUGUUCGUACUACGUCUUUUGGCCCGCAGAAUAAGCGCUCCAGUUGAUUUCGUAUAAUCGUCAUAUAGCAAGCUGAUAGGUUGUAGAUAAUUGGCGCAAUGGCACGUCAUUUAUUGCCGAAUGGCUAAAUAUUGCUACAUUUUAUCGUAGACAAUUUAACUUUUUUGCCGGGCCAAAAGUAACUACAUUGUAUAGCGACUCGUGAUAUUAUUUUAAUUUUCACUAUAACAUUUGUUAUUGUGUAUAGUCAUACACUUAUGCCGUGUAGUACAAAAAAAAAAAAAAUAAAAAAAAAAUAAAGGGAAACCAAUCGCAAAAGAAAACAAGAAUGCCCAACAUUAACUUAAUCCAAACUUCUUUGUGGCCAAAGAUGUAAAGCGCACAACCUAAAGAAAUAUACAAUAAGCCUUGAAAAUAAUGUUUAAUAUUACCCGUUUUGAUUUGGUCUGCAUAUUGUUUGGACAUUUUAGAGAAAAACUACGGUUUUUACGAAAAAUAAUAAGCAAAUAGAAAAUGUAAAUGAACUACAGUAGAAGCCGCUUAUUAGAAACGCGGAUAAUUGAUACAAUCGCGUUAUCGAAACAAAAUGUAUAGGAACGGUCGUAUAUCAAAUCAAUCAAAUUUAUUAGAAACAAUCGGUUAACUGUCCCAAAGUGUUCCUAAUAAGCGGCUCCUACUGUAUUUCAAUUCGCGAACGUACUAAAAAAUUUCUCGCGGUAAUAAUAUAUUGUCGUAUGUACUUUAAAAAAUUCGAUUUUCAAUAAUAAUACGUCAUCUGCGAUGGCUUUUUUGUCGUUAAAAUUGUUUCGGGGAAAUAACCGUAUAUAGGUACGUUUGAAAAGUAUCAAUUUUACACGGUAUUACGAGUGACGUCCGGUCUCAGUAUUAGGUUUUCUUCUUUCGGUUUUCUUUUUACUAUUCCGAGUUUUAUAACAUAGGUUUUACUAUAUGUGUAUUAUUCUUUUUCUUUUUUUAUUGUGAACAAUUUGUCUACAAGAUAUCUUGCUCCGAUUUUCCACGUUAAAGGAUGGAUUUUUGAGAAAAAUGCUGUCUAGGUGGUUCACUGAGGAGAAUAUUAUUUGAUUUCACUUUUAAUUUACUAAAUAAUUGAGGAAAAACUGGGAAUAAAGGAUAAAUGGGUACUGGGAAAAGCCGGAAAAAUUCACGCAAUAAUGGUUUCUGUUAUUUACAAUUUUGGUUAUUUUUUUUAGAAUUUGGUUAUAGAAAUAAUCGCAGAGGCCAAACAUUUUCACUGUUAGCUUAUGUAAAUAUAUUACUUAAUACGUAUUCAGAGUUUUGAAUCAUUGCUUUAAUAAUUACAAUAUUUCAAUUUUAUCUUGUCGAAGUGUUGUCGGAACACUGUUUCUAUAGCGAUACUCAAAUUCGAGUGAUUGUGAUUUUUACUAAGAAAGUAUUUAUAUCGAGGAGUCUCGGUUAAAAAUUAGAGUAUUACCUUAUUGUCACACCAGGAGGCUAAUAUUCACGGAAUACGUAUGUAAACACAAAAUAUGAACUUUUUUGUUUCUCGUGCAUUUCUAUAAUAAUAUCCAAAAUCACGCAUUUAAUAAAGCGCUCUCAAAAAAAUAUAAGUCAGUUGAGACUUUUAUUACGAUCAAUUGGAAACAGAGAAAACCCCCCCCCCCCUAUGAAAAAUAAAAAUAAAUAUAAUAUCAGUAUACUUUAUAGAGAUAACAUUUUUUAGAUACAUAGUCGAUUUUAAUUAAUUAUCAAUACGAUUUUUUUUUUCAUGUAUAAUACAUUUAAUUAUAUUGACAUUUUUUCAUCCUCAUUAAUAUUAUAUACAAUAUUUUUUAAUAUUGUUUUUUUUUUGCGAUCAAGUGGCUACGUUUACAUGUUCUUCACGUUUAUCUAACCGAGUCUCAAUGGCCGCAUCCAUUUGUCCUGAACCCUUAAAUAUUAUGUUAACGAAAAAGGUGAAGUGCAGGAACGUUUAGUAGUCUUAGUUACAAUUCCUGAUUUUUCGUUUGGAUUGUUUGAAGAAAUUUGAAUGAAACUUUUUCAUAAGAAAAGACAAAUUUCGCGCCACCACUGUGCUCGGGAGUUUGAGGCGCUUCCUUGUAGACCUGUAUACAGUGGCUUGCCGAAGGGGGUAAUCGAGAGGCGAUCGCCUCUGAUUUUUUUUUAAAGGGUCUACUUGUGUGACAAUUUUGAAGAAAGCGAUAAAAACUCGGUGUUAAAUCUCCAUGUAUAUUAGCCAAUUCGGACGGUUCGUGGAUUCGUCGAUAGGUAGGUGACUAUUGGAAUACAAUUCUUGCCUCUGAAAAUAUUUAAGUUCGCCACGCCACUGCCUGUAUAUAAUGUAUAACACUAAUAAAUAUUAUUUCGGUUUCAGAUGUUCGUCUUGAUUUCGAUGUUGGCGAUCGCUCACUGCACGUAAGUUUCUAUACUUUAUUUAUCUUAUCCGUAAUUUAUAAGUAAUCGACAAUUUUCUUAAACUAUUCGGUCUGCAUGAAUAAAUAACUGUUAUUAAAUUAUCACAAUUAUCAUAUGAGAUUAGGUGUUCGUUUCUAGCGUCCGACAAACACGAUGUCAAAAAAAAAAAAAAAAUAAUCCGUAUUACGACAAACAAUUAAAAACACACUACUUAUCGUUAGUGACGUAUUUAAGGUGGCAGAUGGAGGAUAGAUAUACUCCCCUUGGAAUUUUGUUUUUUUCAUUUAUGCUACUUUCUGUCCUUCAAAAUAUUUCGAAUACCUUUCAAUACGUCCGGAAAGAAUAACUGGGACAUGGAACUGUAUUUUACAUUUUUAAAAUUGAUUCGUAUUUAUUCGUUGUAUGAUACAAUUUUCAAAUUCGAUAUUCAUUCCCUCGAUAACGGAAUAUCUUAAAAACUACGUCACCGCUCAUUGCUAUAAUCGAACGGUGACGGAAUUCUUUUCCGAUCGACAUAUAAUUAUUAAUUGUUUUCUCUAUAGUCAAAUUCAAAUAUCAAUCAUCAAUUCAGAAUACAGAUUAGUUUGUAGCCUUCCUCCCUAUUCUCUCCUAUCAUCCGCUUUCUUUUUCAUCUGAAUACACGAUACGUAUCCUUUGUCCUUUAUUAUUUGUUGGAUAUUCCCUUUCACUCUCCUUUCAAUAACAUAAUUCUAAAUCGAUUUUAAUAAUCUUUCGUAACGUACUAUGUGAUGACCUAGGUAUCCAAUCGUUUCGUUUUCUAACUACACUUUACCAUAAGAGCGUUUUUCCUAAAAUUCUCACCAGUACUCCGUCAUUGGUUACUCUAUCCAUCUAGCUUAUCCAUAGUACCAAAACGCUCGAACACUUCCCAAUCUUUCACGGUGUUCGGUUGUUUUGAUCCAGGUUUCGCAUUCGUAUAAUAUUAGACUGUAUGCCCCGGACACACGUGUUCAGUAAAUUUGUUCUUGUUUUAUGACGAAUUAAUUUUUUUUUUCAUUUGAUAAAAACUAAUUUGCAUAAAACAAAUGCAUCCGCGGUAUUGUAUUGUCCCCUUAACUGUUCAUCAGCCGUUGCGACUACCGUACGAUUUCCGCGGAACUAAAUAGUCUUCACUUCGGCGUUGUUAUUUACCGGCUCACGUACAAGUGUGCACGGUAAAAAACGGAUUCACAUUUCGUAUUGAUAAAUGCGGUACCGUAGUGCACGGGAGUUUCGUACGGAGUUUUCGGCCGGUUUCCGUAAAACGAACACGCGCCGCCGCCGUCGUCGCCGUCGUCGUCGUGACGGUAAUCGCCGCGAAGAAGACGCGGUUUUUCGAUAGGUGAAUUAUCGUGGUAAUAACCGUGGUCGUGUACCGCGCGGAAAACCAGUUUUUAUCGGGAUAACCUAACCCGACCUAACCCGAGGCGGUUACCGCGUGGAUGUUAUUACUUUAGGUUUUUUUUUUUUAUAUAUAUAUAUAAAAACACGCGCGCGCGCGAUUGUUCCAGCGGUUUCCAGCGAGUUCCUCGCAGACCGUAAUAUUAUUACGGGCGACGCUGCGCGCUGUGUGCACCGGACGAGGGGAGUCGUCGUUAAUCAUUCUACCGGUCGCGGCUCGUUAUUAUUGUUUUUUAUUUUUAUUUUAUUACCAAUUACAUCCGUUUUAUCGGAUCCGAUCGCUGGCAGUGUAUUUAUACGGUUUCCGUCCGAUAGCCUACCAAAUAUACUGCGCGAGGCAUGAACACUUUUUUUUUUUUCUAAUUAAGUAAUAACCGUAAAACUAUGUGUAUCUAAAUAAUAAUGUUAAUUCGAUUCCGCCCGGGGGGUCGUAUAUAUUAUACCGGACGCGGUAAACCGAGACUCUGCAACGGUAUCGAAAAUCUUGCGGUAACGUAAAUAAACGGAAAGUAUAAUAUACGAGACAAGUAGGCAGUGUUAGCGUUCAAAUUAUGAAUGGGUACCUCUACUUAUACGUAAUCCGCUGCAAUAUAUCCCGAGAUAGUAAACAUAACAAAGGUGGCCGUUUUAUAGAGUUUAUUAUUUUGAAAAUGUUGACGUUUCAACGAGUAAUAUUAUAAAAAAAAAAAAAAAAAAAAAAAAAAAUACACAAUUGUAUUAUUUUUAUUGUCUCCCGAGAUUAUACAAUGGGUAUAUUAUCUUCGUGAAAUGCGUUAGACAGUUUUACUAAAACCUUUUUUUACCUGCACCAGAAAACACAGGGUGCAAAUGUUCCAAAUUAUUCACAUCGUACCUCAAACGAUGCGGAUUUUACUUCCAGCGGUACUUUAUUUGAAAACAAUAUCUAGAUUUCCAAUAUUUAAUAUAAAAACGACGGACAUAAUUCGCACGUUGGUACAGCCACUGUUGCAGGUGAGAAAUUGGUAAGGUAGUAGAAGAAAAAAUUCAAUGUACAGCAACGAUAAACUAUUGCUAACGGAAAAACCAUUCUGAGCGGAGUCCGGUUGAUAGUGUUGUUUUUUAAACAAUAUAUAUAUACCAAAUUAUGGUAAAAUAAUUACAAAGUUGUUCACAGAAAAAAAAAUCGUAAUAUUUUUUACUGAAAAUUUCGAUAAAUUAACUAAUGCGUUGUUUAAACAAAGUCAAAAAGUAAUUUAUUUAAUUAUAGACAUAUAUUAGCAAACGAAUUAUCAACGAAUAUAAACGAUUUAAUAAUUUUGUUUUUACCUAAUUAUUUUAUAAAAAUAAUUAGUAUAUUUUCCCGUUUUUCUUCCGUUUUUUCGGUUUUUAACAUUUGAUGAGAAAAUCGAAAAUUGAUCUCGAUUUUCUUUCAGAAAAAGUUGUUGCGUACAUACAAAAAAAAAAAAUCUUUGUAAAACUUUAAACUUCUCCGCUCCACUCAAAAUCUAAAAUCAACAUUAAAUGCUGUUAUAGAUGUUUUAUUUUUGUUAAUUUUUGAAUUUCCCGGCUACACGAAAAAAAAAACACGUUGAAAACAUUGUUUUUUGAUCGAAAUGAUUUAUUAUUGGUCUCGGUAUAAAAUUUGAAACAGCCUAUAUCCUGUACAUGGCAAACUUUCCAUUUAUAACACAGUGGCUAUACCCAUAGACAGUGAUGCGAAUUUUAUUUUAUUUUUUUUUUUUUUUGUUCAAGAAUCAUGAUUAGAAAAAAGAAUAUUAAUAACCAAUAAACAUAAUUUUACUUUUUAAAAAACAUUGUAAUAACAUUAAUAUCAAGUUAAAUGUAUAAUCGAUACCUAAACUAAUAACUUUACCGGACCCCUACAGGGAGUUGCAGUCAAUCAGAAGCGGCGACCGGGAGAACAACAGCAUAGAGCCGAGCGGACAAUUGACAGCCACCGCCGCGGCCAGCGAAAACACGGCGGCCGUAGGGCUACCCGUGGAGACGACGACCGCAGGUCGAUCCGCAAGACAGUUUUACCCAGCGGCGGCCUUCGGGUACAUGCAGACGUCACCGUACGCUAACCGGCGGGCGUACAAGGUGGCCGCGGGCCAACUCAACAACAAGAGGCCGCUCAGAAAGAAAUCUGGACGUCGCCCCAGGCCGAAGCGCAGGCCGGCCGCAGGGAUGUCGCAGGCCCGGUACAGGCGGUUGCCCAUGCAGCAGAUGCGCCCGCAACACGUCAACUAUGUCGACCCAGCGGCGGCGGCCGUAGACUAUUACGACGACGGCGGCGCCGGUUUGGAAUCGGUCCCGCAACCCGUGCCGUUCGACUUUGGACCGGAGCGGGAAUUCAACCGUGAAACGGCCGCGGCAUAUGCGGUGUACGGGACGAACAGUAUGGGUCCAAUCAGUCCACUGGCCGUCGCGGUGCAGUCCAUGUCCGGCCGGUCGCGCAAGCGUCCCGCGGCGUCCGUUACCGGGUACGGACACGACGGCGACGUACCGCUGCAGGCCAUCGUGCACGUCCCGGUGCGUGUCGCCAGGCCAGCCGUGCAGCCGACGCCGACAGCCGCCGCCUUCGUCGCCACCACCGCAGAAAACGUCAUACCGACCGCCGACCUACAUCAAAUGGAGGACAAACUCAGACGGUUGGUGCACGAGGCCAUGGACGAGCACUUUGCCGCCCGUCACCAGGAACUGUACUCGGACGGUUUCGACAAACUGCAGCACCCGGUGUACAGCGCCAAGUACAAGAAGCGCGGCGGCGGGCUGACGGCGGACAAUGAGAACGGCAACGGUCCGCAUCGGACCACCACCGACGCGACGGUCAAAUCGGCCGCCAAGAAUAAGGACACGUCGCACCAGUCGUCGUCGGACGCGGACGCUGACGGUUCGGACGAUCGGCUGACGCUGGCCGAGAUAUCGGCGUACAUGGGCGCCAAACCCGCAGAGACGGUGCUCAGUGCCGGCGGACACCGGUACGUACUGUCCGACGCCCUGCAACACAGUUACCGGUUACAACACCAACAACACCAACAGCUACAGCAGCGGAUGUACGACGACGGUGACGACCGAGAUGACCAUCUUCACCAUCAGCAGCAGCAGCGGACGUACGGCGACGGCGAUGGCCAUCAUCACGAACCGCAGUACUUGCGUUACGUGUCGCCUUUAGAGGCGCUCUACGAGUUACCGUCCGCCCGGUGGGCGUACCGGUGAUCCGGUCGUCCGACACGCGAAUCCACACGGUAAAACGAGUUCGGCGGCGACGUUGGGCCGUUCAUCCGUUCGUUUUCAUCGCGGACAAAUCGAUUUGUCGGUUGUAUCACUUCUCUUCCGUGUUUUUUUUUUUUUAUUUAAUUUAUUUAUAUAUAUAUAUACAUGUAUUACGUUGUAUUGUUAUAAAAUUUAAUAUUUUUCGUACGUUUAGUAAUGACGAUUAUUGUUCGUGUUUACAACCAUAUUUUCACCAAUUUUACCCUAUAACUAAUUAAGGGUCAUGCUCGUUUUUUUUUUUUUUUUUUUUUUUACAAAUUUUUAACAAUAUUUAAUUUAUAAUCAAACUAUAAUAAUUACACCUUUGGGUAAUAAUUUUGGACAUUCAAAAUCCGAAACGCGACCUACGAGAAGUCUACAUUUUUCCAAAAAAUAAUAAAUAAAAAAGUUAACGAAAUCGGACCACUCUACGAGGCAGGAAUGAUAACUGUGUAAAGCGUACGUGUUUCGCAGGACGAAAAACGGGUUGCGCGUAGUACUCCCGAAACGUAUCCGUGCUGUACGCUUCGGCGCUUCAACGUUUAUCCGGCAGGGGUCCUGAAACAUAAAUAUCUGCUUCGAGAGUAGUCACGAGAGUAGUCAACUAAUAAUUAAUGCCUAUUUCUUAGGCGACAUUUCGUUGAAAUUAUAUCGACGUCUGAGCAGGCGGGAUCCUGGCUCCCCGGACCCCUUAAUCCCCCGUAAAUCAGCCACUGCUUAAAACGUAUCAUUUUAAAAUCUAACAACAGUCAAUAACGUUAUGUCGCCGUCUAAUGUAUCGAUUAAUGAAAACCGUACAUUUUAUGCAAUAAUGUUGAUAAAAACUAAUUCGCACGAAUAAAUACGUCAAUCCAGAAUUGUUGUGGAGGGACCGUAAUCUUCCGGGGCAUAAAAACAUUCUGAGGGGAUUAUGCUCUCGUCGUAGUCCCCUGUAAUAUCCGUCUAUGUAUUACACCGGACCAACGACGCGCGGAUUGGGUUUGUCGAAUUUCGAUCAAUUUCGUAGGCGGUUCCGGUUUAGAGCUACCCGUGUGUUAAAUGUUCUAAAACAAACAAAGUUGAUAAUUCCCGAAGAUAGGUAAAACGACGAGUGAAUUACGUUGCGUUGAUUACCCCUGUAUAAUACGUUUACAAAACAGUAAACGUCUCUCAUUUUAAUCCUGUAUUAAAUUCAAUCCGGAUUAACGGCGUAAACGUAGUAAAUAUUAUUUUAUGCGCACAUACCUAUACUUGAGUUUUUAUAUGAAAAAAAAAAAAAAAAAAACGUUUCGUUAUCAUCGUAAUACACAAUCGUUUCGCGUAUCCGUGUCGUUACGGAUUCCAUUGCGGCCUCCUCGAUUCAAUACGAUUGAAUACGUAAUCGGCUCUUCCAUUAUUCUUCCUUUCCACAUUAUAUUAUUAUUUACUUAUCAUACUCACGUUUUCCACAUUUCACAUAAAUAUUGUGUUUUAUUAUAAGAAACCGCGCGUACCGGUUUCGAUAUAACUGCGGGACUAUUAUAUUGCGGGUUGCGAUUACAACCGUGAUUUACGUUUGUGUACACUCGAAUUAGUUUUCUAAAUGCGAUUUACCUACUUACCAGAUUAUUAAUCUUUUAUACAGAUACUUACCGCGGCCAUUUUCGUACACGGGCAGACUUUCUAACGUCCGGAAUCGCAGACGUUUUAUCAGGUUUUCGGCCGAACCGAAAGCAAAAAAAAAAACCGUUUAUACUUAUAUACCUACUAUAGGUAUUUGUAAAAAAAAAAAAAAACUCCUCGAGUGAAGUUAAAUACGAUACACGUGUAAACAUGAAAUUACGGUUUUUAUUAUUUUUAUAGUUUAUUAUACAUGUUAUUAUUUAUGUCUAUAGUAUAAUAAUAUAUUUUGUAUUAUGAAAACGAUAAAUAAAUAAAAAUAUUAAUC